This is a messenger RNA of Tauraco erythrolophus (red-crested turaco), 2490 nucleotides long. Lineage: Eukaryota; Metazoa; Chordata; Aves; Musophagiformes; Musophagidae. The record is from RefSeq and is a predicted model, not a curated record.
GAAACCGAACGCUGAAAGAAAGUUAAAAUAACUGAGGCACCACUAAGCCAAGGGGGGCUGAUUGCAGAAGAGGGUAAACAAUUACUGAGACGCUAGAAGACCACUGCUGGAUGUAAGGGGAGGAAAUGGCUUUGAUCUCCGCCUGGCCCCUCGUUUCUCCUAUAUUAUUCUUUUUGAGAUGCUUCUCCUCCAGCACAGCCUCGAGUGAGGGAGGCGUUUUUCAGUUUGACAUUGAAGGUAGCUCAGCGGUCAGCGCGCAAGAAGCCACUGUUAUCAGAGGGCAGCAGCAGGCAGUAGCUACUGGAAGUUGGGUGCCUUUUGCUGAGGGAUGCCAAGAAGGAUUUUACCGUACCAGCGCAGGAAAAUGCUCUCCUUGCAACUGUAAUGGUAAUGCAAACAGAUGCCUUGAUGGAUCUGGAAUCUGCGUGGACUGCCAGAGAAACACAACAGGACAGCACUGCGAGCAAUGUCCGGAUGGCUUCAUCAGUGACGUUGUCAGAGGAGUGCCCACGUUCUGCCAGCCCUGCCCCUGCCCCCUGCCAGCACUUGCCAACUUUGCAGUCUCCUGUUACAGAAAAGGUGGAAGUGUGCGCUGUGUCUGUAAGGAAAACUAUGCAGGACCCAACUGUGAAAGGUGUGCCCCUGGUUACUAUGGAAACCCUUUGCUAAUUGGAAGCACUUGUAAAAAAUGCGACUGCAGUGGCAACUCGGACCCAAACCUGAUUUUUGAAGACUGUGAUGAAGUGACCGGCCAGUGCCGCAACUGCCUGCGCAACACCACCGGGUUCAAGUGCGAACGAUGCGCUCCGGGUUACUAUGGGGAUGCCAAAUUUGCUAAAAACUGUACAGAAUGUAACUGCGGAGGGAGAAUGUGUGACAGCCAGACUGGAGAAUGCCUUGCAGACAGUCCUGAAGUUUCUACUGGCACAGACUGCCCAACCAUCAGCUGCGAUAAAUGUAUUUGGGAUUUGACAGAUGACAUCCGAUUAGCAGUCCUGGCUAUUGACGAAAGCAAAUCAACUUUACUGAGCAUUUCCACAGGUGUUGCAGCUCAAAAGCGCUUGAAUGACCUCAACCUCACUGCCACCCAUCUCCAGGCAGCAAUGUCCAAAAAAAAGAAUCACGCUGAGCUUUGGACCAUCCAGGUCGAUGAUGCUGCAGAUGAAAUGAAUGAUCUCCUGAGAGAGGCAGCAACACUUGAUGAACAGGGAAAUGAAGUAUCCAGCAAAGGCCUACUGGUACAGAAGGAAACCAUGGAGACCAACAACCGUGCUACUCAGCUUGUUCAGCAGCUCAGUAAUAUGAGGGAUAACAUUCAAGAAAUCAGCAGCAAGAUGAAAUACUAUGCAAUUCAACAAGAGCUGAGCCCUGAAGAAAUUGCCCAGAAGCUGAGUGUGGCUGAGGAGAUGCUGAAGGAGAUCAAACGCCGUAAGCCUUUCACUAAUCAGAGGCAACUUGCAGAUGAGGAGGAAAACGCAGCAGAGGAGUUGCUACAGCAAGUUGAAGAGUUUCACGAGCGGUACAAUGACACCAGAUCUCUAGUAUCUGAUGUUCUGGAGCAGCUCAGCGAGCAGAAUGUGAAGCUGUCAGACCUGGAGGAGGCAUUAAACCAGGCGUUUGACUAUGUUAUACAAACAGAGGAUAUAAAUAAGGAAAACACAGCCAAUCUUCAAAAGCGUGAGAAACAACAUGAGAAAAUAAAUGAGCAAAUAGAUGAAGUGAACGGCAUUCUGCUAAGUGCCACAACUCUUUUGGUGGAACCACAACAGGUCAACUCUGAGUUGAGUGAGGUAAUAAAGAAUGUGUCAGGGUUCUACGCAGAAAUAGAUGGAGCGAAAAAAGAACUGCAAGAAAAACGAGCCAAUCUGUCUCUGUUUGAUGAUGAUUUGGUGGAAAAGGCUAUGCAUCAUGCACACAAUCUAAGAAGACUUGCUGAUGAGCUGGACAGGAAUUUGCAUGGUGUUGAUACAAAUGGGUUGGUUCAAAGGGCAAUAAAUGCUUCAAAUGUGUAUGAAAACAUUGCCGGUUAUAUUGAAGACGCUAAUAAAGCUGCAUUGCUGGCACUGAACACAACAAACCAGGUCAAUGAUGCUGCAGUUGGAAUUGAUACUCAGAUCAUUUAUCAUAAAGGUAAAAGUGAAGAACUUCUCAACCGAGCCAUGGAGCUACAACGUACAGCAGAUGACAGUAACGAUUUAACCAUUGCAGACACUAGCCGGCAUGUUAAUGGCACUCUUGCCAGAAUGAAUGCUCUGCGAAGCCAACUGAUGAGAGCCAUCACAAAAAUGCAAUCAGCAGAGCCAGUGGAGGCCAGAGAGCGUUUGGAGCAAGCUAAACUGAAGACUGCAGAGGCCGUAAGUGCUACCAUGACAGUAACACAGGCUACGACCCCCAUGGAUGAGAACGUGAGGUUGUGGUCUCAGAACCUGCAAGACUUCCAGCACAAUUCAGCAGAAUACAACAGUGCUGUGCAUUCAGCUGGGGAUGCAG